Messenger RNA from Phytophthora infestans T30-4, 900 nucleotides. RefSeq names its product arabinan endo-1,5-alpha-L-arabinosidase A precursor. NCBI's taxonomy places the organism in Eukaryota, Oomycota, Peronosporomycetes, Peronosporales, Peronosporaceae. The record is from RefSeq and is a predicted model, not a curated record. Gene Ontology annotation, biological process: carbohydrate metabolic process. The coding region runs from base 1 to 900 and encodes 299 amino acids. The transcript is spliced from 3 exons. Gene Ontology annotation, molecular function: arabinan endo-1,5-alpha-L-arabinosidase activity.
AUGCCGCUCCGGAGCCGUGCUCAGGAAUCUGCACAAACGCGCACGAUCCGGCCAUCAUUCGUCGCCCUGAUGGCACGUAUUUCCGUUUCUCGACGGGUAACAAAAUCUCCGCUAGAUAUUGCCGGUCCUUGGGAGUACAAAGGAUCUGCAAUCCCUGACGGGUCGAUCAUCGACCUCAAGGGCAAAGACGAUUUGUGGGCUCCGGACGUGCAUCAGCUCGGAGACUGGUACUAUCUCCACUAUGCUGUUAGCAGCUUCGGCUCCCAGCACUCCGCUAUUGGUGUGGCUCGGUCCAAAUCGAUGGACGUUGGGACCUGGAAGGAUGGCGGUACUGUCGUCACGAGUGACCCGAGCAAACCGCUCAACGCUAUCGACCCGAAUCUCAUCCGCGUCAACGGUGAAUUCUACCUUAACUUUGGUAGUUCAUGGCAGGAUAUUUUUCAGGUUCAUCUGAGCAACCCACCAGUUGCACCCAGUGCCGCAAUCGACCCUUACCAGAUCGGCUUCACAUCCGACCGUGAAGUAGUGGAGGGGUCAUACCUUUUUCACUACGGAAAGUACUACUACCUCUUCAUGUCGAAAGGUAAGUGCUGCGGCUACGACAAGAGUCGGCCAGCUCCAGGCAAGGAGUAUCGCAUCCUCGCUUGCCGCUCUUCGAAGGCCACCGAAGGUUUUGUCGAUAAAGAUGGCGUUGACUGCACCAAGGGAGGCGGCACUGUUGUGCUCGAAUCACAUGACAACGUGUAUGGACCUGGUGGUCAGGGGGUCUAUGACGACACGAAGCACGGACCAGUCCUGUACUAUCAUUACGACGGACAGAAGCAGUUUGGAUUGAUAUCUCAAGUGGGUGGCCCGUUGUGUGAGCUCAAGUGGACGGACGUUUCGAUCAAAGGUGAAUGA